UGCUUCACAAGCGUCGCCUGUGACGUGACCUGACGUGAAUGACGUGACGGGCGGCCGGCGGGCUGCAGGCGCAGAUGGUAACAUGGCGGCCGCCGUGUUGCAGCAGUUGCUUGACCGCGCUGAAUUUGCCAAAAUCCCCAAGAAUGUCGUAUCCAAGCUCGAGAAGCUAAUCGGUGACAAGGAUGUGGAUGUCGAUGUGCUAAAGUCCAAAUAUGAGCGUUUGAAAGUGGACAGUGAGCAACAGUACUUUGAGGUGGAAAAACGACUAACCCAGACACAGGAAAAAUUAGUAGCAGAGACUCAAGAAUGUCAGAAAUUGCGUGAGGAACUUUCUACACUUAGUGACCAAUUAAAAGAAACUAAGAGCAAAAAUAAGGACCUAGAAUCUUCUAAGGAGAAACUGAUGAAUACGGAGAGCCAGCUUUCUCGUGCAAAAGAUGAGUUGGAUAAUGAAAAACGAGAGCUAGUGAGAACACUUGAACGUAGAUCACAGGAACUGGAACAUUUGAAUGCGGAUUUAAAACGUGUGAAUGAUAAACUUGUGGAAGCAAAUUCAACAAAGAUAGACCUUCAGUUAAAACUCGAUGAACUUCAAGUAUCAGAAGUCUCUGUUAAGUAUCGUGAAAAGCGUCUUGAGCAAGAAAAAGAAUUAUUAAUGAAUCAGAACAGUUGGUUGAAUACAGAAAUAAAAACAAAGACGGACGAGCUACUAGGACUUCGUCGAGAAAAAAGCAAUGAAAUUCUUGAACUCCGAUGCAAUCUGGAGAACAAAAAAGAUGAGGUUUGCAGCCUCGAAGAGCAAAUUCGUACUUUGAAAGCAGCUAAGGAAAACCUUGAGGAACAGGUUGAAGAUUUAAUGAAUAAAUUGAAGGAGUCAAAGGAACAGUCUGCAACCAUGGAAGAGAGGUUUCGAAAUGAAUUGAAUGCACACGUGAAGUUGUCAAACUUGUACAAGGGUGCAGCUGAUGACUCUGAAACUAAAGCAACAGAACUCACCAGAGCUGUCGAGGAGCUUCAUAGUCUACUGAAACAGGCAAAUGAAGCUCAUAAAGUAACUGAAGAUCGCCUGACUGAGACAGAGACCUCCAAAACCAGAGCAGUUGCUGAACUAAAUGAAAAGAUUAUCAAACUGGAAAAGGAACUGGAAAGUGCUAACCAUCUUCUUUCAGCUACAAAGCUUAAAGGAGCUGCCACUCUAUCAGAAGAGGAGCUGGCAGCGAUGUCACCCACUGCAGCAGCUGUUGCUAAGAUUGUGAAGCCUGGAAUGAAGCUCACAGAGUUAUAUAAUGGAUAUGUUGAAGCCCAAGAUCAAUUGCUAUUAGCGAAACAGGAAAAUAAGAGAGUAAAUAAAUAUUUGGAUGAAAUUGUGAAAGAAGUAGAGAUGAAGGCUCCGCUUCUGAAGCGUCAGCGCGAAGAAUAUGAACGCGUGCAAAAAGCUGUGGCAAAUCUCUCGGCUAAAUUAGAAGAUGCCAUGAAGGAAAUUCGACGUUUACAAAAAUGUACCGAUGAAGCAAAUAAGCAGGCUUCAUUGCUUAGCAGGGAGAACCAGAGAUACAAAAUGCAAGUGUCAGAUCUUUCGCAGCAGAAUAGAGUGCUUUUGAUGGAACUGGAAGAUGCACGAGGAAAUCAUAUUUUACGUGAAGACGAAGUUAGUUCUGCCGACAUAAGCAGUUCCUCUGAAGUCAUUUCACAGCACCUGGUGACCUAUCGUAAUGUUGAGGAACUGCAACAACAGAAUCAACAGCUACUGGUGACUGUUCGUGAACUUGCUGAAAAACAGGAAAAGGAAGAGCAGGAAAAAACGUCAUCACGAAUUUCCGAACUUCAGCUGAAUCUUGCGGAGGCACUGAAUGAACUCGAACGACUUCGUGAAGCCAGAAGUCACCAGAUGCAACUAGUGGAAUCAAUUGUUCGGCAGCGGGACAUGUACCGUACACUGCUUGCACAGAUGACUGGAGUGACGAUACCAGUGCAGGGUAAUACAACAGAAGAGAUGCCUUUAAUAUCAUCCACUCCAAAACGGUCUCCAGGUCAAACAAAACAAUUGCCACAGAUGACUUCCACACCAGCUCCAAUUCCUUCAGUGGAAUCUGCAGAACUUGUUCAAUCAAGGACGGCACUGAAACAGCUUCAAUUACAUUUUGAAAAUUACAAAAAAGAAAAGGCAGAGAAUGACAAAAUGUUAAAUGAACAGAAUGAGAAACUUCAAGAUCAACUGACACAGAUGAGAACUGAAAGUACAAAAUUAUCUACACAACUGGAAUUUGCCUCUAAACGGUACGAGAUGCUGCAGAACAAUGUAGAUGGAUUCCGCCGUGAAAUAGCUUCUUUGCGAGACAGAUGUCAGAAACUUACCACAACAGUUCAGAAGCAAGAGCACAUAAUAAACAGCAUGACUCAGGAUUUGCGAGCAUCAAAUGAAAAAUUGGCUUUGGAGGAGACUCGAGGAGAAAAUUUGAGGAAAGAAAAAGAUAUGUUGAAGAUGGUAGAAAUACGCCUGACCCAAGAACGGGAUUCAAAGUUUGCAGAACACAGGGGACAAAGUUUGCUACUAACAAAUUUGCAAUCUAUUCAGCUGAGUUUGGAACGUGCAGAAACUGAGACCAGGCAACGUUUAAACAACCAGAUUGAAAAGCAAGAGCGUGAAAUCGAGAAACUGAAGAAAAAAUGUGAAUAUGAAGUGGAUCAACGUCAUUUGCUUGUCAGAAACCAGGAUAUUCAACUUAUGGAAGUCAAGAAGCAGCUUGAGACAGAGUCUAAUCUUCACACGAAGACAAAAGAACUUCUGAAAAAUUCAGAAAAAGAAGUUAGUUCCUUGAAGCUACUCUUGAAUAAUCUUGAAACUAAGUUGGCAGAGACCACAGGAAGUGAUUCCAAAGGUGAAUCUAAUACUGAAGAAGAUGUUGAUAACCUCCGAGCACAGCUUAGACAGGCUGAGGAGCAAGCAAGUGACUUGAGAGAACGCCUGAAGACUACUACAAGUAAUGUGGAACAAUACAGAGACAUGGUCCUUAGUUUGGAGGAGUCUCUUAGUAAAGAGAAACAGGUAACAGAAGAGGUACGGGCUGCAGUAGAAUCUCGACUUAAAGAGUCUGCAGAAUAUCUGGCGCAGUUAGAGAAACGUAUGUUAGAAGCUGAGAAUGAGAAACAAGCUAUCACCGACGAGAAGCACAAAGCAAUAGAAAAUUUGGAGCAACAGACAUCUGAACUGAGGAGAAAUCUCAGCAGUCUUCAGGCAGAACUUCAGGAUGCCGUUCAGCGAGCAGCUACUGCAGCAACCAAUGAACAGCAAGCAAGAGCUGACUGUCAAGAACAGGCCAGGGUGGCAUCUGAAGCACAGAAUAAAUAUGAGCGCGAGCUGAUGCUACAUGCUGCUGACGUGGAAGCACUGCAGAUUGCUAAAGAGCAAGUUGCAACAAAUGCACAGGUGCGGCAGAAAUUGGAAGACGCUUCUCAGAAAGCUGAGGCACAGAUGCUGGAGUGCAAGGCAGCCAAGGAUGAAAUAGAAAGAAUAUUGAAGGAUGAAGUUUCCAAACUGACUGUACGCUGUGAAGAUCUGCAGAAACAGAACAAACUGUUGCUUGAGCAAGUAGAGAGCCUUAGCAAUAGGAUGGUGACCACAGUGCAAGAAACAACUCAAAGCUCCUUCAAUACAUCUUUCAAUGAAGAAGGAAAGUCCCAGGAACAGUUACUUGAAAUUCUGAGGUUUGUGCGACGAGAAAGAGAAAUUGCAGAAACAAGGUUUGAAGUUGCCCAAGUUGAGGCUCUGCGCUAUCGUCAGCGAGUGGAGAAUUUGGAGAGAGAACUGAAGGAGGUGCAGGACAGUCUCAACUCUGAAAGGGAAAAGGUCCAGGUAACUGCCAAAACACUGGCACAACAUGAUGAGCUGAUGAAGAAGACAGAGACUAUGAAUGUUCUAAUUGAGACCAAUAAGAUGCUGAGAGAUGAGAAAGAAAGGUUGGAGCAAGAACUCCAACAAUCACGGGCAAAGAUUCGUAAGCUAGAGUCUGACAUCCUACCUCUUCAAGAAUCCAACACUGAGCUCAGUGAGAAAAGUGGUAUGUUGCAAGCAGAGAAGAAAUUGCUGGAUGAAGAUCUCAAACGCUGGAAGGCCCGUGCCCAGCAAUUAAUCAGUCAGCAGAAGGAGACCGACCCUGAUGAGUACAAGAAGCUGAUUUCAGAGAAAGAUACAAAUACCAAACGCAUUCAACAACUAACUGAAGAAACCGGCAAACUGAAAACUGAAGUUGCUAGACUGAAUGCGUCAUCCUCUGUAUCGCAACGUGAUGUACAGACAUUGAAGACAGAACUCACUAGAGUGUCUGUUGAUCGGGAUAAACUAAAGCAGGAAAUGAUGGCAAGGGUGGCAGAUAUCCAAGAAAAGAACAAAACUAUCACCCAGGUUAAAAAGAUUGGUCGUAGAUACAAGACUCAGUAUGAGGAGCUGAAAGCGCAGUAUGAUAAGAUGGUUGCUGAGACUACUUCUCAACGUUCAGCAGAUCAACAAGCAGAACAAUCCUCUGCUCAAGCCACACAGGAUUUGCAAGAAGCCUUGGCUCAGUCUGAAUCUAGAGCUAAGGCAUUAGAGUCUCAGGCUGAAGCUCUGCAGAAGUCUGUUAGUGAGAAGGAAUCUGAAGUUAAAAAAUUACAGGAUGAAGUAACCCAGUUGCAAGGUGAACUUUCCCGCUUGCGUCAGGAACUGCAGGAGAAAGCAAACCUCGAAGAACAGCUUCGACAGCAGAUUCUGGAGAAAGAGGAGAAGACCAAAAAAGCAAUAUUGGUUGCCAAACAGAAGAUAACACAGUUAGCUGGUUUGAAGGAGCAAUUGGCAAAAGAGAAUGAAGAGUUGAAGCAGCACAAUGAAGAGUUUAAGCAGCGUGUCACUAGCUUAGAUCAGCAAAGAGAGGAGCUGGAGGUCCGCAUGAGUGCACUCAAAUCACAGUAUGAUGGUCACAUUACUCGACUUAAACGAGAGCUGAAAGAACACCAGGAACGACAGCAUGAACAACGUGAGGAACCACAAGAACUAACUAUUAAGACUUCUGAGCCACAGAGACAACUGGAUCCACAGCGACAGAUCACCUUGAAACAAACUCCAGUAUCUACAGACAGAGGAAGUUCGAGCUCAUCGGAUCCACCAACAGCCAAUAUCAAGCCGACUCCUCUUGUGGCAACACCUAGUAAAGUAGCUGCUGGGCCAGUGCCUGGCAGCAAGUCCACGCCAAGAGCCAGUAUUCGUCCAAUGGUUACUCCAGCGACUGUCACUGGACCAGCCACAACACCAACUGCAACAGUGAUGCCAACAACACAGGUUGAAACACAAGAAGCAGCCAUACAGUCAGAAGGACCAGUGGAGCACGUAACUGUUUUUGGUAGCACAAGUGGAACAGUGCGUUCAACGAGUCCAAAUAUCCCAAACUUGUCACAGCCUAUUUUAACAGUCCAGCAGCAACAGACACAAGCAACAGCUUUUGUACAGCCCACUCAACAAACUCUUCAGCAGGUAGAGCCAGCAAAUCAGGAGCUUUCAACAAACCUAGCAGAUGUUGUGCAGAACUCCCCAUUGGAACGACCAUCCACUUCUACUGCAGUAUUUGGGACAGUUUCAGGUUCGACUACUAUGUCUAAACGUCAACGUGAAGAUGAUGAGGAGACCAGUACAGAUAAUACAGCUCAUGGUCAGGAUGAGUCUUUGGAACAUCAGUCAAAGAAAUUGAAACUUACCCAACGAGCGGAAGAGCACAUGCAAGAAGUGGAAGAAAGUGCAGAAACAGAUACUGAAAUGCAGAUGCAGUCAGAGAACCUGGAUUCACAGGACUCUAUCACCCAGGUGGUCAUUGAAGAAUACCCACCUUCUCAACUGAUGGAAGAUAAUGAAGAGACUUCUCAUCCUUUGGAUUUGGUUCCCCAACCACCGGAACAUCAGCAAAAUACUCAAUCAUCACAAAAUUCUCAGACACAAACUGAAUACAUUAUUAUUGAGAGUGAUGAAGAUCCAGACAAUGAAGAGGACCAAGAGCAGGAGGAAUAUGAAGAGGAUGAGGAGGAAGAGGAGGAUGAUGACGAUACUGGUAUUGAGGAUGGUGAUGGUGAAGACAGUAAUGAGGGUAGUCCUGAGGGAGAAGAUAAUUAUGAUGAUGGCAACGUUGAGGUUGCUGAUGGGACAGAUCCUAGUGCAGACGAGCAAACUACAAGAGAAAGUACUCAAAUCUCAGAGGAUAAUUCUGGAGGUGAAGGUUGUGUCACUACUACAGAGUCAUACACUCCAGAAGCUCCAAGAGAGCAACAGACAGUUGCUGAAAGACAAGCUUCACGAGCUCGACGAUCACCAAGGAGACCACCGCAUCCUCUUCCUCCAAGACUAACUAUUCAACCUCCAGCUCCAGAACUGGGACCACCUGCACAGAGAUUUCCACCAGCGAGGCGGCCUUCAUCAAGUCGAGGAGGGAUCCAGCUUACUCCAGGCAUUGGAGGUGUGCAGCAACAUUUCUUUGAUGAAGAUGACAGAAUGGUGCCCAGUACACCGACACUUGUUGUGCCCCACCGAUCAGAUGGGUUUGCAGAAGCCAUUCAUUCUCCCCAGGUUACAGGAGUCCCUCGCUUUAGGUUUGGACCACCUGAAGAUAUGAAUCAGACUAGUUCAAGUCAGUCUGAUCUUGGACAAUUGGCAUCCCAAGGAGGGUUAGGAAUGUACGAGACUCCCAUUUACCUUGCUGCUGUUCAUGAAGAUGAAUCUGGAGGCCGCAGUGUACCUACUACACCAUUGCAAGUUCAUGCACCAGUGACUGUUUUCAAUGAGGGGCCACAAACAGAUAUAACUGAGCACGCCUCCCAGUCUGUUCCUAUGGUUGCAACAUCCACAAGCAAUCUGUCCAGCACUGUUGAAUCUGGAGGCGGUGAUGAUGGUGAUGAAGUGUUUAUCGAAGGAGCAGACCAAGAAGGUCUAAGUUCAGAUGUUAUGUUGGAAAUUGAAGGACAUCAGGAGGAAGAAUCCGCCCAGCCUUCUGAAGAAGCAGAUAUCCCAUCCACUAGCCAGGAUCCUCCUUCCAGUUCAGCUGAUGCUGCCAUUACACAGCCUAAACCUUUGAGAAGAGUACGACUUUAUCCACAGAUGGGGAGAACUGCUGCUCGAGGGCGACAGUUCCUUAGCCGGAGAGGUAUGAACCUUUCAAUGGGAGGAAGAAGAGGCAUAAACAGAGGAAAUCAUAGUUGAAGUGCAUGUACCCAUGUGAAGCGUAUUGAUCCCUAGUCAUUGGUCUGGCUCCUUGCUACAAUAAAACAAAUUUUUGAACUUCAAACAUUUGUGGGUUCUUGUUCCAUUAGUUUUUUUCCAUGGAAAAAUAAAGUGAUUUUCUUUUUAA
This is a messenger RNA of Pristis pectinata (smalltooth sawfish), 7361 nucleotides long. It is a transcript of the gene tprb, whose product is annotated as translocated promoter region b, nuclear basket protein. Gene Ontology annotation, molecular function: structural constituent of nuclear pore. Gene Ontology annotation, biological process: mRNA export from nucleus; protein import into nucleus. The coding region runs from base 83 to 7213 and encodes 2376 amino acids. Gene Ontology annotation, cellular component: nuclear pore. The transcript has 51 exons. NCBI's taxonomy places the organism in Eukaryota, Metazoa, Chordata, Chondrichthyes, Rhinopristiformes, Pristidae. The record is from RefSeq and is a predicted model, not a curated record.